Molecule: messenger RNA, 405 nt
Organism: Suillus plorans
Lineage: Eukaryota; Fungi; Basidiomycota; Agaricomycetes; Boletales; Suillaceae
Exons: 2
Coding region: 1-405 (134 amino acids)
Source: RefSeq, a predicted model, not a curated record
AUGUUGGUACUCAACAAAUCCUCGACCUGUGAUGUCUGUAUGGAAGGCUAUAUGAAUGGCGGCAAUUCACCGCACUCGAUCUCUUGUGGGCACACAUUCUGCCAAAAGUGUCUCGAUCAUCUUUUGCGCCACAUAUGUCCCCUUUGUCGGACUCGAUUUUCCCCUCAGGACGUCCGCAAGCUUCACAUUGAUAUGCAGUCGCCUAUGAUUACGACCGCCUCCAUAGAAGAAGUCCCCGAAAACCCUGAAUCUUCUUCUCCGCCUCCUGACAACGAAGCCCGCAUCCUUCAGGAAGAUAUCGCCCGUGUCGUCAGAGAAGGUGCCAAGCUUCCUGAACUCCGCCGGGUAAUCGAGAAAUGUCGAACGUACUACAAGUCACAGUCAGCUGACCAGGUACGUUCAUGA